This is a messenger RNA of Brachypodium distachyon (stiff brome), 702 nucleotides long. Its product is annotated as protein IDA-LIKE 2. The transcript has a single exon. NCBI's taxonomy places the organism in Eukaryota, Viridiplantae, Streptophyta, Magnoliopsida, Poales, Poaceae. The coding region runs from base 168 to 422 and encodes 84 amino acids. Gene Ontology annotation, biological process: floral organ abscission. The record is from RefSeq and is a predicted model, not a curated record.
CAGACGCACAUUCUCCCCAACCCAAGCCCAUAUAUAUACCACCAUCGCCUCCCUAGUCCCUCCUCCUCGCCAUUCGUACUCCACCAAAAACCCUUCAUCAUCACCAACUCAUUCCUCAUCCACAACCAAGUCCACAACGCUUUCCCUUCAUCGCUAGCUGCUUGUUCAUGGGUCGCCUCUGCAGCUGGCGAACGAGAAGCAGGAAGCCGGUUCUUCUGCUCUCCCUGCUAGCGCUUCUCCUCCUCGUCCUGCCGAGCUGCGAGGCCACGAGAGGCAUGCAGCCCUUCAGGGGGAGGCCGGUUGAGCGAGGAGGAGCCAACCAUUUCCUCGGGUUCUUGCCGAGGGGCCAGAUGCCGCCGUCCGGCCCGUCGCGGCAGCACAACUCCGUCGGCCUCGAGAGCCAGCUGGAGAACAAGCCAUGAAGAUACCUUCUAAAUUUAGAUGUAUGUGCAGAGUAGAAAUAUAGACAUAGAUCAUAUAUAGAUACACUUAUGGUUAGUUUGAUUGUAGAUUAAUUUGGUGUAUGGAGAAGUGGUUAGUGACAUUGAUCACUGUGGAGGAGUAGGUUGGUGUGUGCAACAACUAUUCUUGGAGAGUUUCCUUGGUUUCUUACUUUUGGUGCAGAGUUGGUUGAUGCUCUUCGUUCCUUUUGUAAACGCAAUCUCUUUUUCCCUUUGGUAAAGCUAAAGGAUGAUACAUGCA